Molecule: messenger RNA, 4351 nt
Organism: Gadus morhua (Atlantic cod)
Lineage: Eukaryota; Metazoa; Chordata; Actinopteri; Gadiformes; Gadidae
Product: LIM and SH3 domain protein 1
Exons: 7
Coding region: 204-914 (236 amino acids)
Cellular component (GO): focal adhesion
Molecular function (GO): actin filament binding
Source: RefSeq, a predicted model, not a curated record
GCCGAGUGAGUGACAGCCAGCUGUGCGGUUAGCACCACAACAACACCCUACCGGACCCGAGACUCCGAGAGCUACCCUGUCCGUCGGAGAGCCGUCGUAUGCGUGUCCUAUCGCCGGUUAUUCCCGCUCGAGUUAUAUAUCCACACCUUAAUUAACGUCAACCCGUUUCUUAGCUAGCUAGCUAGAAGAGCAUUCCCCCCAACAUGAAUCCGUUGUGUGGCAGAUGUAACCGAGUCGUGUACCCCACGGAAAAAGUGAAUUGUCUGGACAAGUACUGGCAUAAAGGAUGCUUCAGCUGCGAAACCUGCAAAAUGACUCUAAACAUGAAGAAUUACAAAGGUUUCGACAAAAGGCCAUACUGCAACGCACACUACCCCAAGACAAACUUCACCGCCGUGGCAGACACUCCUGAGAACCGCCGCCUGAAAGAGCAGACCAAGAUGCAGAGUCAGGUUCUCUACAAGGAGGAGUUUGAGAAGAACAAGGGGAAGGGCUUCAGUGUGGUGGCAGACACACCGGAGAUGCAGAGAAUCAAGAAAACUCAGGACAACAUCAGCAACAUUAAGUACCAUGAGGAGUUCGAGAAGAGCAGGAUGGGAGGGGAAGCCCCGCCCCAUCAACCUAGCACCCCCACCUCAGCAGGCUACCAGCAGGCUGCACCGUCUCAGAACUUCCACUACGAGCCGACCCCGGAGCCGGUCCGUCAGGCCGCCGCCGCCGCCCCGCCCCCGAGCGCUGGGAAGCGCUACCGGGCGGUGUACGACUACGCGGCGGCGGACGAGGACGAGGUCUCCUUCGUGGACGGGGACAUGAUCCUGGAGGUGCAGCAGAUCGACGAGGGCUGGAUGUACGGCCGCGUGGAGCGCACCGGCCAGCGGGGCAUGCUGCCCGCCAACUACGUAGAGGCCAUCUGAGGAGGGGGAGAGGAGAGGGAGAGGGGGAGGAGAGGGGGAGAGAGCUGAAGGUAGUGAAGGAGGAGGGGAAAUAUGAAAAGCCCAGUGCCAUCUCAUCUAGCUACUGCUUUCUCUUGUUUUGAUUUCUUGUUUUCCUGUCUGUCCUGUGACCCCCACCCCUGACUAGUAGUCCGACCCCCUUUUGCAUCCCCCCCCCCUCCCUCGCUCCCUCCCUCCCCUCCUUCUGUAUGCGUCUAUUUCCUGUCCCUGUGCUGUUUUCUUUCUGUCGUUUUGGCCGUCUUCCCUUCUGGAAGUUUGUCCCUCCUCUGUCCCCUUAGCGUGGCAUCAUUCCCUUUUGCGCUGCCAAAUACUCAACAGUCUUAAAUGGAGUAACCUUCAUACGUCUUAUUAUGUCCGGGCUCCAGCCGCGGUUUGCCACCUCGCAUCCUAGCUGUAGCGCUAACAAUCUUUCAAACGAAAACAAAAGAAAAACAACAUUGCCAAGGGGGGGGGGGGGGCGAAUGAAUGAAUGAAUGAACGAAUGAAUAAACAAAUCAUGUUAUAGACCUCUCGCUAGCUAGCUGAUCAACACUCAGUUGCCAUGGUAUCAGAUAACUGCAGUUGCUUUUGUACAGACAGACAGACGGAGAGAGGGAGCUUAAAGAAGGUGUGGGGAGUCAAACCUGUGUUGGUGUUUUGCUGUUUUUCCCCGUGUGCUCCUGGCUCCGUACUGGAAGAGCGGCGGCGUUCUAACGAACCCCACUGGUGGACCAAGCCGGUCCCCAACGCGGGGAACCCCUAUUUUGACUUGUGUACAUUCCAUUGAAUUGACCACAAUACCCUCAGCGCUGUCGCCACAGACAGACCGAAUGAAUCCGUCUUACCAGAGAGGUUUUGUAUAUAUUUUUAUUUUCAGACUCAUCUCAAACUCCAAACUCCUUGCCUAGCAGGCACCCUGUGGGUAUUGCGAUUAAAAACUGGAAUCAUGGCCCGAAAUCAUGCAUAUCACGUGUAGAGAGUGAGUGUGGGGGGGGGGGGGACCUGUCAGAGCAGUAGCAGUCACCUGUGCAACCUCUCCUUCUGUUUUAACCCCGUUCCCCACCCCUUUCCACUCUUUCUAACACCGCUCUCAUCCUACUCGACGGUUGCCAAUAGCAACCCGCUGUCACUACUACGGCGGUGGUCCUUGUUGCCUUUUAAAAAAAAUCUUAAGCAGGAAGUGGAGUGGCGGGGGCGUGGCGGGGGCGGGUUGGGGGGGACACCUCCCCAGUCCUGCAGAGAGACCGUUUUAGAUUGGACACGGUUCAAGAAGGCAAAAGCACAAAGGCUGUGGUGUGAAAUGUUAAUUUGUGUUUUUUAAGUCAUUGCAUUCCAUUGUUUGUUUUGUGUGCGUUUGUUUUGAGAGGGAGCAGCCCAGUGUUGCGGCAGACGUGUGCGUCUGAGGUGUGUAGUUGUGUGGGCGUCUCGGCGUUCUCGUGUUGGGUUUUCCUCCUUUUUUAUGUCGUUUGUUUGGUUUUGUUUCUUUGCUUUCAGUGUCAUUGUAAGAGGCUUAUUUUCAUAAAAGAAAUGUCAACUGUAUGCCAUAAUAAACCAGCGAUUCCAAUUUUGAGCCGAGGCAGGCUAGUUUCAUCUGGUGACGACUGGAUCUCUUGACUGACAAUUAAGUCAACUGGCAGUUUGCUUGUUGUCAAUGCGACAUAAAUCAUCUUUAUUGUUCUUCGGGCUCAAAAUAAAAUGUGUAUCUCUAGCUAAUCGGUAAUCUGAAACGAAAUAAAUUCAACCACAAAAAUGUAAAGUUUGCUUUGGAAAUGUUACUCAACCCUUCGGUCAGCACUAAAGGUCAAAGGGCGACAGUCACAUGGUUACACAGCGGCUGAAUCCUGGGGCGACUUGAAAACAUAAUUCAAACGCGAGCUGAUUGUAAUUCAAACUAACCAUCCACAAGUCAAAACCUAACGCCCACAACCAAUUCUCCCUACUUACUGACUGCAGGGUGAGGGUGGGAGGGGGCCCACCCUGACCGUGUACACACUGCUGCCCCCCCCCCCCUUCACCUGCUAGUUGCCCUGCACUCGGGACACUGUGACCUCCGUCAAUCUCUCAGAUAUCUCUCAGACAGAAGAAGGUGGUGUCCCCGCAUCCGCAUAUCGAAAGCAACAAGGUGCCCACUGUGUAGCUCUGUGACGGGGACUUUGUAAAGUUGUUCAUGUAUCUUAAGAAAACAUAGGAGUUAGAGAUUGUUUUUUGUUUACAGUCGUUGGUGCUAACGGAAAAAAAGGUUUGCUUGCAUUUGAUAAGAUUACGAUUAUGGUUCACGGUUUGUGGAUGUGAUGUGGGUUUAGAACAGUUGACUCGUGGGAAAUGUAGUGUGGUGCAACACAUGUCAAAACAAGUAAGCGUUGAAUAUUCGUGCCCUUUUGUUUUCUGUGGCGACGCUUAAUGGCUUCUGACAGCAUUGUUCAAUAUGAACAGACGUUGAACACAGCCCAGCUCAACAUGGCUGCACAGAAGAGAGGAAAUGUGUUGCAUGCCUUGUGUUUUGCAUUCCACCUCUACCAGACAACUGGACCAGAAAUGCGAUUUUAAGGUGACUAAAGAAUAAAUAGUUGGUUUGGCCUCGGAAAUGAAGAAAUUAAACAAAAUGUAGGCCUACUGUGUUUUUUUUUUUAUAGUUUUCUUUUUAUCCAAGAUGAAAAUAUAAAUGCUAGUAUUGCUUCUUUAAAAAGCAGCUGCCGCCUUGGAACUUGGUGGUUGCCGUUGUAAAUGUGGUUGACACGUGGUGCCAAAGGUGUAGCCAAACAUAAGCACCGAUGAUGGAGAUGCCGUGAGGGACGGGGUGUGUGUACCAAGACUGGGAAGUCCUCAACCUUCCCGCCCUGACAAGUCGACACCACCCUGUUGAGUGAGGGACUGACCAAGAUGUCAGUCCAGGUGUUGACCUAUUUUAUUUUGUUUUUGCGCCAAUUACGCUCUAUGCUCUCCUACCGUGGAACCCCCCCUCUACUGUAACACGAUGUUGUCUCGUGGUCCUAUGGUUGCCAUCCGGUCGCCCUCCCUCUUUUUGGUGUCUUUGCUCAUCCUGCAGCACACAGCCUUCCCCCUCUCCUCUCCCUCACUGCUUACCCCUGAUAGGCCUUCUAGGUUUCUGAUCAAUCAUUCCCUGCUCCUGUGAUCCCGGUUAUAUAGACGGUUACGAUACAAAACGAUGUAAUCCACCAUACCCAACCCUGUACUCCAAUGCAUUGUGUGCGCGUUCCAUCCUAAAUGGGUUUGUUUUGAUAUAUUUUUUAACAAAAAAAGUUGAUGACCGCGUGUACACUCACCUGUUCACGGGGUGUCCGAUUGGAGAAUACGAUGGAGUCUGAGGACCUGACGUCAUUUCUUGUUGCCCUGUUACAGCACUUCAAAUUGUACUUAUGAUUCUGCAGAUUCAAUAAAAUGUCUUUUUUUUUCUCAGA